Messenger RNA from Trachymyrmex cornetzi, 4831 nucleotides. RefSeq names its product calcium-binding EGF-like domain-containing protein pawn (gene pwn). The coding region runs from base 711 to 4403 and encodes 1230 amino acids. The transcript has 16 exons. Lineage: Eukaryota; Metazoa; Arthropoda; Insecta; Hymenoptera; Formicidae. The record is from RefSeq and is a predicted model, not a curated record. Gene Ontology annotation, molecular function: calcium ion binding.
AAUCAUUUUGUUAAAUAUUGUUCUCAAGCCUUGAAUUUUGGAUAAUUUUUAAGUGAUGUAAUUCAUUUUGAAGGAGCAAUUUACAAGUCUUUCUCUUUGAGAGUCGGAAGAAAAUUGCCUAAGAAAAAUUCUGACAGAUCGUAAACGCAGCGAAAUUUUACAAAGUGCAAUUGAAAGCAAAAUAGCAUGAUAAAAUAAAUUUCAUGACAACGAAAUAAAAAUUAGUCUUAUGGAAUGGGAUUCUGUCUCAUCGAAUAUUAAGUUAAAGUCCGGCACGGUCAAAAACCUGACGUGUACACCGGUCUGAUCCGCCGCCAAGUAGGUCAACCGGCGUAUGUGAGAGUGUGAGACUGAGUAAAAAGAAAAAAAGAAACAUCACAAGUUUACAGGACAAGAGGUGGAGGGAGAAAGAGAGAGAGAGAGAGAGAGAGAGAGAGAGAGAGAAAGACAGAAAGAGAGAGGCGAGGGAAAAAGAAGAAAUGGCGUGCCGCAGGCAGCGCCCGUGAAGUCGGCUCUCCUGAUGUCCAGUGGCUCGUUGUAGGCUUGUGAUCCAAAAUGGCAGAUAUCAGUAGGCACCACAGCUCGCUUCGAAUUGAAGACGACCGGUCCAGGUGUGCGGAAUCCUGAAGAAAGGGUCCACGCGAUAUCGCGUCCUUGACAUUCGCGUUCUUGAUCUUGCUAGGAGAAGCGCGGGGUUGCCAGAGCAGUCGAUGAUCAUGGAGGGACCCAAUGGAUCGAAGGUCCUCGUGACCUUGACGAUCCUUGCACUGUCCGGAGUAUUGGCCAUACAGAACGAUAAAACAUCUUCUCGAAUGUCUCGGGAAAAUAUGGUGUUGAGUGCUAGUGCUUACACUGGUCCUGAAAAAACAUCCAGUAGGAGUCACCCAGACGAGUCUUGGACUUUCCAAAGAACCGUCCCGGCGUUUCAGCUAGAAAGCUCGAAAAACGUUAACGAUUACGACAGGGAGGAGACCAGAAUUGUGUUCAAGGAUACGAGUCACGACGAAUCUAUCAACGAGCUAACAUCGUCAAAGCAUGUAGCCCAUAUCGACGGUAAUAACAUCGAGACGAAAGCCGGCGAGUACUACCAUAGUAUAGUGCCUACCACCAGCGAAUCGAUGUCGGGGGAAGGACAAGGGGCUCCGCUGAGAGUAGAUCUCCUGUCGGAGCCCCAUCAGCUGGUUGGCGCGCCGAGGCAACGAGCACAGCAUUUGCCAGCGGAUCAGCAACGGCGAGGUCGUCAAGAGACCUCGAGGACCUAUAGCGUACCGCCGAUCUUGCAAACCGCUCCACCAGGUAGACAAGCAAAUCCCGAUAUACAGGACAUUAUCACCGGUAUCGUCAAGUUGCUCAAUGGCAAUGUAAAUGUAGCCGCGAACACCGUGAGGCCGUUGAGGCCGAUACAAGCCACGAGAAUCAAUAACAGAGGACCACCCAGAAUAUCGGAUGUGCCUCCAUUACCAUCAGACUUUGACACUCCUGGCAUGAAUCCACCGCCACCACCGUCGUCACAUCCUUAUCCAUUCGAAAAGCCUCCUGCACCUGACAGACCGUUGUUGCCACCAGACAGACCCAUUAGGCCCUUUAUCAGCGGAGUGCCAUUACCAGAACAAGUCGUGCCGCCUUGGAAUUGGGAUUCUUCUUAUAAUGGGAACAGACGACCGUCACCUUACCCUCCGUUAUCGUCAUUGGAUUCCUCCUUCCACCGCGACAAAAACCUUUCAACGACGGAGAACUCGCAGUAUGAUUUAAAACCGGAAUCCGAAACGCCUCAGGAGAGCUCCACGAUAAAGAAAGAUGCCAGUCAUCAAGAAACACUUAUCGAAGACAACGAUACUAAGAAUUAUGCGAGUAAUUCUAGCAAAGAUCACAUCGAAACCACGGUGGCGGCCGAUGAUUCAACUAUUCAGAAUGCAACCAAGAAAUACGAACCCGAAGAGUCUACAAAGAAGCCUAUUAAUCACAAAUAUCAUACACCGUCGAAGGAAAACAAAAUCAACAGUGAGGAAACAUUGAUCCUUGGUCUUGCUACGGACGUCACUUCGACUCACACGAUACCACAUCUGGAGUCUUCGGUAGCGUCUUCGAACAGUGAGAUCAAAGUUACGAAAUCUUCGAAAAACGAAGAAAAAACGUUUUUGACAUCCAAAGGAGAAAAAUCGACCGAAAAAGUUACCUCGACCACCUCGAAGACUUUUUCGACCAGCACCUUGAAUAUCGAGACCAGUUCGUCGGUCCAAGUGAUCGAAUCUAUGUCGACAAGAGUCGUCCUUCGACCAACCGCGACUACCGUGAAAUCAAGUGUUGAUACCAAGUUUGGUGUGAGUUUGGAGCCUAGUAGCACAUCAGAUAUCGAAUACAUAGAAACAACGUCCAGCGUUUCGACACCGACCGAAGGUCUCCCUACGACUUACUCGAAGAACUUGGUCACGACGGAGAAGAACAUUCAUCCCACGACUUCGAUAUUCACAAAAAAUACAGGAUCCACUGAACGAUAUCGUCCGCGACCUGGGAUUGUCCUGGAUGAUACUUUGGAUUAUACUGGAGCGCAAGGAUUACCAAGUCAAAGACCUUAUGUACCCUCAAGACAUCCAUCCUUUGGUGACGUCUUUGAUGUAACAGUUUCGGCUAUUCAAGGACCCGGAGGAAGUUCUGGGGAGAGCGUUAGAGUGUCUCUAAAUUCAGGCGGCAGCGGUGGUGACGUCAUAUUAACUUCUGCAAUAGGCGGAGAAGGUUUUGUGAGUAUUGACGGUAAAAGAACGUAUCUGAAUCUAUUCGAUACUACGGAACGGACGCCCGCACCUACCCAUGUACAACCACAACCACCAAGAACGCAACCGCCAUCCAUCAUCGGUACUGGUCUUGCUAUUCCACAACCGGACUCUCCUGUUGCCACUUCCCGUCCGAAUGUACCAAAUCGGAGGCAACCACCAUUAUAUCGAAGACCGACGCAGCCACCUGUCAGAAUAGACACUUGUAUCGUAGGCGACACAAGUACAUGCGACGCAAGUCAACACGAAGCUUGCGCGACGGUUCAAGGAGUAUCAGCUUGUCACUGCAAGCCAGGAUAUGCGAGAUUGCAACAUUCGCUGCCAUGCAAAAAGAUCGUCAGUAUUGUCGUGUCAAUUAGAGUUGACAAAUUUUAUGACAAGAAAGUCGUAUGGGACCGAGGACUAGCUGACAAGGACUCGGAAUCUUAUCAAACCCUUGCUUAUGAGGCCAAUAGAGCCGUUGAAUCUGCCAUGUCUAUGACACCAUUUUCGGAUGAAUAUAUGGGAUCGCUGAUAAACAAUGUAUAUCAAGGAGACGUGAGUCAAGGACAAGGCGGAGUUUUCGUGAAUGCAACCCUGAAAUUAACUUACGAACCGAGAACAAUUAGGUCAAGCUUAGCCGGUGAGCUUCAAAGACAUCUGCUAGGUGUUAUUCAUAGAAGAAAUAACAACAUCGGAAACAGUGCCCUGUUUGUGGAUAGCCCACCAGGAUCCAUAUCGAACUUGCAAGAUUUAGACGAAUGCGUUUCGUCGGAGUUGAACGAUUGCCAUUCGUCCUCCAGCUGCACUAACACUUUCGGCGGUUUCACGUGCACAUGUAAUUCAGGAUUGAAGGAUCCUCAUAAAAAUGAUCUUAAUGAAUCCGGCAGAACGUGCUUGUCGUGUCCCUCGACCUAUUGCAAUAAUCGCGGCACUUGCUCCUAUCAAGGAGACCAGAUGCACUGCAAAUGCACCGGCAAUUAUUACGGCACACAAUGCGAGGUCGACGGUGAAGUUCUGGGCGUCGCUAUAGGCGCAUCGGUGGCUGCGUUAAUAAUCAUAAUUCUGACUCUAGUCUGUCUCGUUAUGUGGAGUCGUAAGUGGUCUCGCGAACAAAAGUCUGCGGGUUCUCCGGUGUACGGUUACAUCCAAGGUGGAAUACCUGGUACUCUCCCAGGAACUUUAGCGAGGGUUGGUUCUGUAGGCACUUUGGCGUCUGUAAAACAAGGACCGCCAACGAAUUUGCCACCUUACAUGUGGGCUCAUUUUGGGGAACACAUGGCUACUGCGAAUCUCUAUGCGACCGAACCCAUGGGCCCUACACGACCAAGCUCAGCGAUGUUCGGUUAUCCACCUAUAAGCGUUCACGGAACGUUGCCUCCGGUCCCAUUACCGCGACUUCAGGCCCCAUCACGGCCGAGACAAAGACCCCAACCAGAUCCGGAUAGCUCAGAUUCUGAGCCGCAAGAUAAAGACAGAGCUGACCUAAUUCCUCAGAGCAGUGGUUUUCACGUGCCGAGGCCAAAGUCGAGAUCUUCAUUAGCGAAUCAAAGCGGCAUCUAUAAUGACGUGGAGUACGACCAGGGUGAUGUUCAUCAUUUAUCGAAGAAUAACAUCCCAAUGUCUACUUACAGACCGUAUUACAGAACGUGAAAUUCGUUGCGAAUGGUGUAAGCGUACGUGUCAAGGGACUGCACUAAAUAACCCAUCGCAAAUUUAUCGUCUAAAGUGCUCAAUAAAUAGUGCAUUAGGACACGGUGUGGUGCUGCUGCUGCUGGUGCUGGUGUAAAGUAAUCCCACGGUAGAAGCUGUAACUCGUUUCAGAGUCGUCUGAACAAACGAACCGAACGUAGGAAAAUUUGCACACGUGAUGUGGAAGUGAGCCUAUUCGUAAUCUUGCUCGCUAUAAAGUCGUGUUCUUGUAGUCACGCGAUAUCGUAUUUGCGAAAGAUCGAUUAACUGUAAUAAUAAGUGUAAUACGCAGAUAUUUAUUAUCUAUUCAGUUUCGUUAUUUGAGUUAAUAUUUUGUAAAAUUGAAAAGUUCAUUCUCAUAUUAGAUAGUUUUAAAGAGAGACACAUAU